Molecule: messenger RNA, 1737 nt
Organism: Phytophthora sojae
Lineage: Eukaryota; Oomycota; Peronosporomycetes; Peronosporales; Peronosporaceae
Exons: 3
Coding region: 1-1737 (578 amino acids)
Source: RefSeq, a predicted model, not a curated record
AUGAAGGGACCGUGGAUGGUCAUCUUCGGGUGGAGAAACGACGUGGAGUUCUCAAACCUCGGCUGCGGUCGAGUCAACCCGUUCGCAGACGAUCGCAUAGUUCCGGUCUCGGUCUUCAGCGAGCACGAGGUUGAUCAACUCCACGAGGUUCGUCGGCGUCUGGAAGCUGCAGCCGACGAUGUCCACAAACGCGGAGACGUUUGGUACGAUCCGUGGCUGCCGGCGUACGGCUGCGCGCUGCAGAAGACAAAGGUGAACGCGGCGGUGGUGAAGCUCGAGGUGCUUUUCGUCGACGGGUGGGAGCGCACGCUGCACUUCCUGCUGACGGGCGAGUGUGUUCAUAGCGCCGUCCCCAAGGCGUAUCACGUGCUGCACUGCGCCGACUUGGACUCGGCGCUGGAGGAGAACUUCAACAAAAAGUUCGACUCGAAGCUGUGGAAAGCGCAACAGGGCAAAGGCUCGAAGCGGAGCGCAGCGAUUAACGACUUGGGGCAUCAGAAGACGCCGCAGUUCAUUGCAGCCGUGGUGCGUCGUGCGGUUGCUGCAGUCACUUCGGCCAAGGAAGAGAACGAAGACAACGGGUUUGAACGUGACAAGCGGUUUUCUCCCCACGGCGGAACGACGGAUGUUGGGCAGCACACUGGGGGACGACCUCGUGACACCUGCUGGCCGCUAGUACACGCGGCGAUAUCGCGCAACCUCUGCUGUGGUCCAGGUUUGUUCCGGAAGACGAUGGCAAUGUUUCACUUGGGUUUGCUCAAGAAGACGAUUUACCAGACUCAAGGAGCCUUUCGACGAGGGAUCGACGUGAAAAGCGGGUGCGACUCAAGCCUCGUGGAGCUUCUGGACGGCGGGUACGACGUCUCCGGUCUGCAAGACGAAUGCGCUGCGCUCCGGGCCAACGUUGACGAAUUAAUCGGUCAGUUGAACCGACAGAGUACAUCGCAGUACCAUCUACCAGACUCCACAGCGUUGCAACAACUCAACGCACUGAGUUCCGAAGUGCUGAUUGAAUCCCCUAAGCGAGGCAAGGGUUUGAACGGUGAUGAAGAUGCAGAAGAGCGCCGCCGCCGUGCGUUGGGAAAUCUGAACGGGUGCUGGUUCAUUGACGGAGCGAUGUGCAGUCUCCGAGAUCUGCUCGGGUGGGAGAAAACCACCGGCACAUCGAACGCGAAUAAGUGCGUCUUGGUGCUGCGGACGGUGGAGACGUUCAUGUUCACGAGAUCUCAUGAACUGGUGGAUGACGAUCAAGUUGCCGACAACGACGAAGGACAAUUCGUCGAGCAGAUGCAGUCACUCGUUACCGCCUACCAAAAUGCCGCGGCUACGUGGCGUCAGCUCCCUCGAGAUAAGUCCGUCUUGGACGUGGAGCAGCGCAGUCGUGAACUGCUCGUGCUGUGGAUUGCGUUCUGUCUCGUUCACAAAAGUUGUGUUGUCGACGUGCCGCUGUGUGCCGAAUACAACAUUGCGCUGGACUGGAAGGACCUCAAGGUGGCGGUUCUGAGCGAGCGAGCUGCCAUCUCCGCGCUACAAAACGUUGCCGAGUACAGUCGCGGGUGGAAUGACCGCACCAAGGGGCUCCAGCUCUUUCACAUGACGAACCAAGGCCCCACGUUUGGGUUCGCGCGAAGGUUUGGACUGGACAGCAGCGCGAUGGUCGCUGCCUACAACCGCACUUGGGUCAUGAAAUUGAAAUCUAUCCGCCGCUCAGGUUUCCCCCAAAUGAGAUUAGAGUGA